AGAGAGAGAGACACACACACGCACCACGAAACCUCCAACUUGCCGACGCCGACAUCGAGCCACUGGAAAUUGAGAAGGCGAAACGAACGAGACACAAAAGAGACAGCAUAGAAAGGAGAAACACCUCCACCUGCCCGCUCGCUCGAUGCUAGCAUCGUCCCUCGACCUUUCGACUCUUCGUCUCUUAUCCGCCAUCGCCUGGAUCAACUUCGCAUUCCAACCCGUCGCCCCCAAACAAUUCGACCCGUCUCUCUCGUUUGCCCGACGGCAUCACACCCACCUGCGACGUGGUUGGCUAACAAGCUUUACUUCUUUCAGGUCUCAUCCAACGCGCAACGCCCGAUUCUUUACUGAAUCCCCAAUUCCCAUUAAUCCCAUCAAUUUUAUUCUAUCAGUCGUCGUUUCCAACGACACCUAGCCGCCAAAAUGGGUUGCGGAAUGAGCACGGAGGACAAAGAGGGCAAGGCCCGCAAUGAGGAGAUCGAGAACCAGCUGAAGAGGGA
Messenger RNA from Colletotrichum acutatum, 503 nucleotides. RefSeq lists its product as uncharacterized. The record is from RefSeq and is a predicted model, not a curated record. The coding region runs from base 146 to 418 and encodes 90 amino acids. Lineage: Eukaryota; Fungi; Ascomycota; Sordariomycetes; Glomerellales; Glomerellaceae. The transcript has a single exon.